Messenger RNA from Hansenula ciferrii, 3864 nucleotides. RefSeq names its product cleavage/polyadenylation factor CFT1 (gene CFT1). The record is from RefSeq and is a predicted model, not a curated record. The transcript has a single exon. Gene Ontology annotation, molecular function: nucleic acid binding; protein binding. The coding region runs from base 1 to 3864 and encodes 1287 amino acids. Lineage: Eukaryota; Fungi; Ascomycota; Saccharomycetes; Phaffomycetales; Wickerhamomycetaceae. Gene Ontology annotation, cellular component: nucleus; mRNA cleavage and polyadenylation specificity factor complex.
AUGGAUGUUUAUGAUCAAUUCAUCGAUCCUACAGUGGUAUCAGACUCUAUAAGCUGUCAUUUCACAAGUCUAACGAAAAAGGAUCUCAUUGUGGUGAAGAAUACAUUAUUACAAGUUUUCCAAAUUGAUUCUAAAAAUGAUAAAUUAAUAUUAAAUCAUGAAUUUAAAUUGAAUGGUAAAAUCAUUGGAAUCAAAUCAAUCAAAUUACCAGACUCACAGUAUGAUCAAUUGGCCAUUUUAACAAGUUUAGCUAAAUUAUCUAUUGUUUCAUUUGAUCAUGAUUUAAAUACAAUUCAAACAAAUUCAUUACAUUAUUAUGAAUCAGAAUUUUAUACUAAAUCAAUUUCUAAAAUUAAUGAAUCUCAAUUGAAAAUUGAUCCUAAUAAUCAAACUUCAUUAGUUGUUUAUAAUGAUUUAUUAGCUUUUUUACCUUUUAAACAAGAUGAUGAUGAAAUUAUUGAUGAUGAUCAUCAUACUCAAUCAAAUGAUCAACAACAACAAAAUAUUGAAUUAUUCCAUAACUCAAUAAUAUUACCAGCUAAUAAAUUAGAAUCAACAGUAUCAAAUAUAAUAGAUUGUGAUUUCCUACAUAGUUAUAGAGAUCCAACUUUAGCAAUUUUACAUAAUAAAGAACAAACUUGGGCAAGUGAUUUAUCCAUUAAAAAGGACACGGUGAAUUUUGUUGUCUUAUCUUUAGAUUUAUUAAAUGAUUCAUCUACUGCAAUUUUAUUAGUGGAAAAUUUACCUUAUGAUUUAUGGUUUGUAAAACCUUUACCAGAUCCAAUAAAUGGUACUUUAUUAAUUGGUUGUAAUGAAAUUAUUCAUAUUGAUAAUUCAGGUAAUACAAAAGGUAUUGGAUUGAAUAAAUAUUAUCAAGAUAUAACAGAUUUCAAAUUGAAAGACCAAUCUGAUUUAAAUAUUUUUUUGGAACAUUCAAAAGUUGAAAUUUUAAAUGAUAAAAAUAUCUUAAUUAUUGAUCAAUUUGGUGAAUCUUAUAAUUUACAAUUUUUCAUUGAUGGUAAAUCUGUUAAAGAUUUAUUAAUAACAAAAUUUGAAAAAGAUUUACAAAUAAGGUCUCCAAUUUCAAUUACAAAUAUUGAUGAACAAAAUAUCUUUAUUGGUUGUCAAUCAUCAGAUUCUAUAUUGAUUAAAUAUGAAAAAUUAAAACAAGAAACAAAUGAAGCAAAACCAACCACCCCGGCAGCCACUAAAACUAAUAAUGAUGAUGAUGAUGAAGAUUUAUAUGAAGAUGAAGAUUUGAAUAAUAAUAAUGAUGAUGAAUUAAUAAAUUUCAAUCUUCAAAUUAAAGAUAAAUUAUUCAAUGCUGGACCAUUAAGUUCAUUUACACUGGGGAAAAUAAAUCCAAAUUCUUUAAUUCAAGGUUUAACAAAUCCAAAUCAAAAUGAUGUUUCCAUUGUAGGGACAUCAGGUGAAGGUAAACAAGGGAAAUUAACUUUAUUUAAUCAAAGUAUUCAACCAAAAAUUCAUUCAUCAUUAAAAUUUAAUAAUAUUAAUAAAACUUGGAAUAUUUUGAAUAAAUAUUUAAUAACAACAGAUUUACAAAAUUUUAAAAGUGAAAUUUUCCUUAUAAAUGAAAAUUUUAAAAAUUUUCAAAGUUUUGAUUUUAAAAAUAAUAAUAUUACAAUCAAUAUUGAUACAAUUCAAUCACAAAAAAGAAUUUUACAAAUCACAUCAAAUAAUGUUUAUCUUUUUGAUUUAAAUUUUAAAAAAUUAUUACAAAUUAAUUUUGAUUUUGAAAUUAUAAAUGGUAAAAUUUUUGAUCCUUUUAUUAUUAUAACAAGUUCAAAAGGUGAAGUUAAAAUUUUUGAAAUGGAUCCGAAGGGUAAAAAAUUAAAUAAAGUUAAAAUCCCAAAGAUUAUAAGUGAUAUUAUUAUAACUUUUGGUACUAUAUCAUUAAGUAAAUUAUUAUCAAAUGAUAAAAGAGGUUCAAAAAGAUCAUUAAAUGAUGAAAAUCCAAAAAUUGAAAAUUCAAAUAUAUUAUUUAUGGUUACUACAGUUAAUAAUCAAAUAUUAAUUUUUGAAAAAAAUCAUAAUGAACAAGUUUAUCAAAUUGAUCAAAUUAAUAAAUUAAAUGAAGUUUCUAAAAUUAUUCCAUUUGAAUCAACAAAAGGUCUUAUACCAGAUCCUUUUAUUAAAGAAAUUGAAUUUUCUGAAAUUGGUGAUGAAUUUCAUUCAGAGGAAAUUUUAACAAUUUUAACAAUUGGUGGUGAAUUAAUACUUUAUAAAAUUUUUAAAGAUCUUAAUAAUAUAUCAAAUUUUCAAAAAAUUGAAAAUUUAAAUUUAAUUACAGGUGCACCAGAAAAUUUAUGGAUUGAUUCAACAAUUUUAGAGAAAAAAUUAAUUAAAUUAAAUAUUAAGAAUCAAAAAUUUAUAUUUGUUACAGGUAAACAACCAUAUAUAAUUUGGAAAACAAAUCAUUCAAUUCCAAAAAUUUUUAAAUUUACUUCAAAAACUGCAAUCUCCAUAUGUAAAAUUAAAGAUUCAAAUGAUAAAGAUGAUGAUUCAAAAUUUAUGUAUAUUGAUAUUGAUAAAACUGCAAGAAUUUGUUCAUUACCAAUUGGUGAAAAUUUUAAUUAUUCACAAAAUUUACCAAUUGAAAUUGUAUCUUUGGGACAAACUCCAAAUAAAGUUACAUAUCAUGAAACUUCUGGAUUAUUUAUUGUUUCAACAUUUGAAGAAAUUUCUUAUAAUGCAAUUGAUGAAGAUGGUGUACCAAUUGUUGGAUCUGAAUCUGAAAAACCAAAAGCUAAAAAUUUUAAAGGAUUUUUAAAAUUAAUUAAUCCAAUUAAUUGGACUAUAAUUGAUGAAAUUGAAAUGGAAGAAAAUGAAAUUAUAAAUGAUGUUCGUUCAAUUAAUUUAACAAUUUCUUCACGUUCCAAGAAAAAGAAGGAAUUUAUAAUUUUUGGUAUUGGUAAAUAUAGAUUAGAAGAUUUAUCAGUAUUUGGAGAAUUUAAAAUUAUUGAUAUAAUUUCAAUUGUUCCAGAUCCAACAAAACCUGAAGCAAUUUAUAAAUUUAAAGAAAUUUUCCAAGAAGUUGUUAAAGGUGCAGUUACAACAAUUAAUGAAAUUAGUGGUAGAUUUUUAACAAGUCAAGGACAAAAAAUCAUUAUUAGAGAUUUACAACAAGAUAAUAGUACUGUUCCAGUAGCAUUUAUGGAUUGUGCAACUUAUUUAUCAGAUUCCAAAAGUUUUGGUAAUUUAUUAUUAAUUUCAGAUUCAAUGAAAAGUAUUUGGUUUUUAGGUUUUGAUGCAGAACCAUAUAGAUUAUUAUUAUUAGGUAAAGAUCAACAAAGAUUUAAUGCUAUAACAACAGAUUUUAUAGUUGAUGAUGGAGAAAUUUAUUUCCUUGUUGCAGAUGAUGAAGAAUCAUUACAUUUAUUAACAUAUCAACCAGAUGAUCCAAAAUCAUUAUCAGGACAAAAAUUAUUACAAAAAUCAACAUUUACUACAAAUUCUAUCACAACAUGUUUGAAAUUAGUACCUAAAUUUAAUGAAUUUGAUCAAGGUUCCAUUACAAGUUAUCAAAAUAUUGGUGUUAAUGUUGAUGGAUCAAUUUUCAAAAUGAUUCCAAUUGAUGAAAUUAGUUAUAGAAGAUUAUAUAUAUUACAACAACAAUUAAGUGAUAAAAUUGCACAUUAUGUUGGAUUGAACCCAAGAUCUAAUAGAUUUAGUGCAAAUGAACAAGGUCAGAAACCAAUCAUUGAAUUUGGAUUAUUGAAAUGGUUUAUUAAUUUAAAUGUUGAUAAAAGAAAACAAUUUAGUGCUAAAGUUGGUAGAAAUGAUUAUUUGGAGCUUUUCAAGGACUUUAUCACAAUUGAAAACACAUUAAAGAAUCUGCAAUGA